Cooperia oncophora is the source of this 393-nucleotide messenger RNA. The record is from the annotation of a GenBank genome assembly. NCBI's taxonomy places the organism in Eukaryota, Metazoa, Nematoda, Chromadorea, Rhabditida, Trichostrongylidae.
AUGUCGGCCGUUGGGCUAGUUGGAGUUUUUGGGCUGAUUUUGCUUCCCGUCGCCCACACUACUGUAGUAAAUCCUUUCCAGGAAGACCUUACCUAUAGUGGCAUUAAUAUUGAACGAAUGGAGGGUUUCAUGGGACGUCUACACCCAGUGCAAUGUAAUCAUUACAAGCCUCUGUGUCAUAAGUUCAUGAAAUGUUUCGGAAAUUGCGAAGAUUUUUUCAUUCCUGCCAGUGACUUGAAUGAAGUCAACAAAGAAGACCUCACCGAUGAGCAGAAGGAAAGAGCAAAAACUAUCAAGACAAAUCCAUGUGUAGCCAUGUUUGCAUACUGUCUAUCUGUCGAUUACUUUCAACUAGCUGCAGUUCUCGACCUCACGACACCAGACGCUUUUUGA